Plectropomus leopardus (leopard coralgrouper) is the source of this 741-nucleotide messenger RNA. The record is from RefSeq and is a predicted model, not a curated record. NCBI's taxonomy places the organism in Eukaryota, Metazoa, Chordata, Actinopteri, Perciformes, Serranidae.
AUGUCCGACUCGGAGGUUAUAAUCCUGGGUGAAUCAGAGGGCAAGGCCAGCCUGUGUGGAUGGGUGAUCCCUGACUGGAAGGACCAGGAGUGGGAUGACGAAAAACCCGAGGCCUAUGCCGGGAUCUUCCACUUCCGGUUCUGGCGGUUUGGUGAGUGGGUGGACGUGGUGAUCGAUGACCGGCUGCCCACAGCAAACGGAGAACUGGUGUACUGCCAUUCCAACGACAAAAACGAGUUCUGGAGCGCAUUGGUGGAGAAGGCCUACGCCAAGAUGUGUGGAUGCUAUGAGGCGCUUGAUGGGGGCAACACGGCCGACGCUCUCGUGGAUUUCACCGGUGGCGUGUCAGAGCCGAUGGACUUGAUGGAAAACGGCGUCAAAAAUGAUGAAGAGAAACGCAAUGAGCUGUUUGAGAGAGUUCUAAAAGUCCAUGACAGAGGAGGCCUCAUCAGCUGCUCGAUCCGGGCAACCAGUGCAGCAGAAUUGGAGGCCAAGCUGGCCUGCGGCCUGGUGAAGGGUCAUGCCUACGCGGUGACGGAUGUCCGCAGGGUGAGGCUGGGUCACGGCCUGCUGGCCUACUUCAGGUCAGACAAACUCACCAUGAUCCGCAUGAGGAACCCCUGGGGAGAGAGAGAGUGGAACGGGGCCUGGAGCGACAGCUCUGAAGAGUGGAAGAAGGUCAGUAAGAGUGAGAGGGAGAGGAUUGGCGUCACUGUGCAGGAUGAUGGAGAGUUCUGGUGA